AUGGCGGAAGUGUCCAAUGAGUCUUCGAAUGAAAAUGAUCUGAUUCCGGAAAUAAAUUCCGAUGAAAAUAUUUCUCAUCCAAUACCCGAACCAAAAUCUCGGCCUGAUCUGACAAAAAGCGUUCUUUUCCAUGGUGUCACAUAUCUCGGAUCGACAAGUGUAGUAACACCACGAUCGGAAGAAGAACUUAAUAAAAACAUGGCGAUUCUCAAUGAACAAAGUAAAAUGAAUAUCGAUGUGACUUUGUGUGUUCCCGACAAUGCUGAUGGUGUAGUUAGACUUCUUGAUCCUCAAACUGAAGGCGAAAUUAGUUCGUAUCUCGUCUCUCAGAUCAUCUUUUGUGCACGCGGACCUUCGAAUAGUCCAUUGGCAUGCUGUUGGGCAUUUACAACAUCUCGUCGAUCUACAUCUAUCAAUCAGAAUCUCAACGGUAAAACUCAACAAGAAAUUCUCUAUCAGUGUCAAAUAUUUCGAUGUGAAAAUCAAGAUGCGAUUUAUCGAAUUUUAUUAAGUUUUUCGAAUGCAUUCCGUCGAACGACGAAUAAUCCACCUUCGAAUGCGCGUCGUACAACUUCAUUAAUUAGUCAUGCAAUCCAAGCAACGGUUAGUCAAUUACAACAACAAACAUCACUGAAUGGAUCUCAGUCAUCUGCCACUCAACAGCAGAUGUUCGAUGGGGCAAUCAAAUUUCGGUGUUUUUUCGAUAUUAAAGAAGAAAAUAUCGAUUCAAAGGGAAAUCUUACUUUUAAUUCUGUAUCAAGACCGGAGAAGAAUGUUUUCAAUCUUCGAAAGAACCAUCGAAAAAGUGUUAAUGUCAUUCUUCAACAAAUUCGUGGCACACCAAUGAAUAUCGAUAGAUGUUUUGGUUUACUUCUCGCUCAAGGACGAAAUGUUCGUGCGAGUGAUAUGCAAUUACUCGAUUUGGAAACAAUGGGAAAAGCUGAUGAUAAUCGUAGUUAUGUCGUCAAAGGAUAUUGGAAUCCAUUAUCACGUGCGUUUAAAGAUCUUAUUCAUCUUAACGAAGAAACACCGAAAGGUGCUCGAGUAUUUUUAACUGUCGGAUUGGACAUCGUCAUUAAUGGAAUCUCGGAACCGGUUCGAUUCUUAAUUGAAGCAAAAGCACGUAUUAUUGAAACGGGUCGAUCAAGUGACACAGCAUCUCAAGAUAUUGGUGAUACAAUUUGGUCAUCAUUUAAAAAAGUAACACAAUUUACUGAAGAGUUUGAUAUGAUUGUUAAACAGGUAUCACCGACAAGUUCUCAUCCGGACCAAAUCUAUGAAGUUGUGAGUUUGGAAAGCAAAACGGAAGCAGAACGUCGAUCGAAACUUCAACGAUUAUCGUCGACGACCCGGACAAAUAAAACAACGGGUGAUGAUGAUGAAAGUGAUGAAAUGAUUAUCAGUGGAUUUGGUCACGUGAGCAAAGAAUGUGAUGCUGAUGUUUUGAAUAAUUGGAAUGAAAUUUUAAUGAAAUGGAGAAAAAAUUACUCAGAAAGGCCAAGUGGUUUACAAAAUCUUGUUCGAAAAGGUGUUCCCGAAGCUUUACGAGGUGAAGUUUGGCAAUUAUUAGCUGGAAGUGUGACGAAUGAAAAGGAAAUGAUCGAUACUUAUCGAUUAUUAUUAACAAAAGAAUCAUCAAGUGAUCGAAUUAUCAUCAAUGAUCUUAAUCGAACAUUUCCUGCACACGAAUACUUUAAAGAACAAGGUGGAAUUGGUCAAGAAUCAUUGUAUAAACUCAGUCGAGCGUAUUCAGUUCGAGAUGACGAAGUUGGUUAUUGUCAAGGAGUAUCGUUUGUCAUUGCAACGAUACUUAUUCAUAUGCCGGAAGAACAAGCAUUUAUGUUAUUGUGUAAAUUAAUGGAAGAUGAACGAUAUUUAUUACGAGAAAUGUAUAAGGCAAAUUUUGAAAAUUUACAAAUGAAGUUUUAUCAAUUGAAUUGUUUAAUCGAAGAACAUUUACCGGAUAUUUAUGCACAUUUUUAUGAUUUGAAAGUUGAAUGUCAUAUGUUUGCUUCACAAUGGUUUUUAACAUUAUUUACUGCAAAAUUUCCACUUUAUUUAGUCUUUCGUAUUAUGGAUAUCUUUUUAUACGAAGGUUUUACUGCGAUAUUUGCCGUAGCAUUGGCUUUAUUAAAGUGCAAUCAAAAAGAUUUAUUAUCAUUAGAUUUCGAAGGCGUGAUGCGAUUCUUUCGUGUUAGUUUACCACGAAAAUAUCUUUGCGAAGAUCACGCUGAUGAAUUGAUCCAAGCUGCUUGUUCUACAAAAUUAAAUUUAAAGAAAUUAAAACGAUAUGGAACAGAAUUCUUCGCUCGUCGUGCCGAAGAAGAACAAAAACAAACGCCACUACAACGUCUUGAAGUUGAUAACAAACGUCUAACUGAAAGUUGUAUGCGUUCCGAAUUUGAAAAUGAAAUGUUAGCAUUAGAAUUAGUUAAUGAUCGAAUAAAACUGAAGGAAAGAAUUCAUCAAGCAGAAGAUCAGAUCGAAAAUUUAACUCAAGAAUUAGAUGCAACGAAAUAUAUUGUUCGACAAAGUGAAGAACUCGCCAUUCGAUUAAACGAACAAUUGCAAAAUGUUCGUGAAGCUUUUCGUGACACGUGUGAUGAACUUCAACAAGCACAAAAGUCAAUUUAUGAUUAUAAACAAAUUUGUUCUCAAUUGAAUAAUCAAUUAGAUAAACACAAAGAAAAAUAUGUUCAAAAAAUGGAUUAUAUACAAACUAAUUGUUGUGAAUCAUGUAAAACAUUGAUUUAUUCUCCUCCAUCAAGCGAUCUUUCUACUCCAGAUGGUGAAACAUCAAUUGAAAAUAAUUUUUCUUCAAUCAUUCCAAUUGACAUUGCAAAUCGUUUACAUCGAGUCGAAAUUGAAUUAGCUGAAAAGAAAUUAGCAUUAACACAAGCAUUAUGUGAUAAUCAAGAAUUAACACGUCGGCUCCAACGGUCUACGUCUAAUGUGAGUGAUUCAGAUACGAUAUCCGUUAAUAGUAUGCGUUCAACUGGAAGUUGGUUAUCAAAAACGGUUAAUUCAAUCAAAGAAGCAGCAAAUUCAUCAAACCGAACAAAAGUUAAUUAA
Adineta ricciae is the source of this 3072-nucleotide messenger RNA. The record is from the annotation of a GenBank genome assembly. NCBI's taxonomy places the organism in Eukaryota, Metazoa, Rotifera, Eurotatoria, Adinetida, Adinetidae.